Molecule: messenger RNA, 1266 nt
Organism: Mucor mucedo
Lineage: Eukaryota; Fungi; Mucoromycota; Mucoromycetes; Mucorales; Mucoraceae
Product: malate dehydrogenase, NAD-dependent
Exons: 3
Coding region: 109-1104 (331 amino acids)
Biological process (GO): malate metabolic process; tricarboxylic acid cycle
Cellular component (GO): cytoplasm
Molecular function (GO): L-malate dehydrogenase (NAD+) activity
Source: RefSeq, a predicted model, not a curated record
GGGAUGCGGUCAUUGAAUGUGUGUGAGAUAAAUAGAGCUUGAAGAUGGCCCCACAUCUUUCCCUUCUUCCCAACUUAAUUUUUUUUUUAAUUCUCUCUCUCUUCAAGUAUGGUCAAAGUAACUGUUUGUGGUGCUGCUGGUGGUAUUGGUCAACCUCUCUCUUUGCUCUUAAAGCAAUCCAAUUUGAUCACUCAUUUAGCUCUUUAUGAUAUUGUGAACACUCCCGGUGUUGCCGCUGAUCUUAGUCAUAUUAACACUCAGUCCAAGGUAACCGGUCAUGUUGGUGCAGCUCAAAUUGAAGAAGCUAUUAAAGAUGCUUCUAUUGUUGUCAUCCCCGCUGGUGUCCCCAGAAAGCCUGGUAUGACUCGUGACGAUCUCUUCAAGAUUAAUGCUGGUAUCGUUCGUGAUCUUGCUGUUGCUGCUGCCAAGUUUGCUCCCAAGGCCUACAUGUGUAUUAUUUCUAACCCAGUCAAUUCCACUGUACCUAUUGUUGCUGAAGUCUUUAAGCAAUUCAACGUCUAUGAUCCUCGUCGAAUCUUUGGUGUGACCACAUUGGAUAUUGUCCGUGCCUCUACUUUUGUCUCUGAACUUAUUGGUGGUUGCCCCAGUACGCUCCGUGUUCCCGUUAUUGGCGGCCACAGUGGUGUUACGAUCUUGCCUUUAUUGUCUCAAGUUCAGGGUACUGAUAAGUUAACGCAAGAACAAAUUGAAAAGGUAACUCAUCGUAUCCAAUUCGGUGGUGAUGAGGUUGUCAAGGCUAAAGAUGGUGCUGGUUCUGCUACCCUUUCCAUGGCCUUUGCUGGUGCUCGUUUUGCCUUGAAUAUUCUUGAUGCCGUCGUGGCUGGUAAGACAGGUAUUGUUGAGUGCACUUAUGUUCAUUUGGAUGCUGACAAGUCCGGUGCUGAGUCCGUCAAGAACUUGAUUGGUGGCGACAUUGACUACUUUUCUGUUCCUGUUGAGUUGGGUCCUAACGGUGUUCACAAGAUCUUGCCUAUUGGUGAAAUCAAUGAAUACGAACAAAAAUUAAUCUCGGCUGCCACUGCUGAAUUAAACGGUAACAUUGAAAAGGGUUCCAACUUUAUCACUGAAGGUUCCAAGUUGUAAAGAAAAAAAAAAAAAAUACAUGCAUAUUUUUUUUCAAAGAUUAUACCAAUAAAAAAAAAAAAUGGUAGUAUAUUAAAAAAAAAAAUAACUGAGGGGGUGGGGUGGAACAGUUAUUUUUUUUUUAUUAUUAUCAUUUAUUUGUAGCAAAAAAAAAAAACAAAC